Molecule: messenger RNA, 354 nt
Organism: Microthlaspi erraticum
Lineage: Eukaryota; Viridiplantae; Streptophyta; Magnoliopsida; Brassicales; Brassicaceae
Source: the annotation of a GenBank genome assembly
AUGCGAUGGGCCAUGGACGUCGUCGGACCGCUCAAGAUCCCGCAGAAACGUUUCAUCCUGAUCGUCACGGAUUACUUCACCAAGUGGGUCGAGGCCGAAUCAUACGCCAACAUCAGGGCCGAAGACGUCGAGAAGUUCGUCUGGAAGAACAUCAUCUGUCGGCACGGCCUCCCCUACGAGAUCGUCACGGACAAUGGUACCCCAGUUCACAUCGGCAACAUUCGAGAAAUUCUGCGCAAGUUGGAACAUCCGCCUCAGCAAGUUCGACUCCCCGAUACCCGCACAAGGGAACGGCCAGGCCGAAGCCACGAACAAGACGAUCCUCGCCGGAAUCAAGAAACGGCUCGAGGAUAA